This is a messenger RNA of Venustampulla echinocandica, 1329 nucleotides long. RefSeq lists its product as uncharacterized. The coding region runs from base 1 to 1329 and encodes 442 amino acids. Lineage: Eukaryota; Fungi; Ascomycota; Leotiomycetes; Helotiales; Pleuroascaceae. Gene Ontology annotation, molecular function: oxidoreductase activity, acting on the CH-OH group of donors, NAD or NADP as acceptor. The record is from RefSeq and is a predicted model, not a curated record. The transcript is spliced from 5 exons.
AUGCCUAACAUCCUUAUUAUCGGUGCAACUCGAGGCCUGGGUGCCUCCCUGGCAAAUGCCUACGCUUCCCAGCCAAAUACCACAGUCUACGGCACGACACGUUCCACGACCGGACCGAGCGGCUUGAAUGAGAAAAUUAUAUGGGUUGCAGAUAUAGAUGUUAGCGAAGGGGAUGUAGGCAAGAGAUUGCUGAAUCAAUUGGGGAAGCUGGAGGCAGACGGGGUUGGGGAGGUUAAACGAUUUGAUGUUGUGAUCAUCACAGCGGGAUACUUCGCAACAGAAGACUUCGCAAGUGGGCCGAAAUGGGAAGAGGAGAUUAAGAUGUACAAAAUAUCCGCAAUCUCACCACCGUUCAUAAUCCACUCCCUAACCCAAGCCCACUACCUCCGCAGCGGGUCAAAAGUCCUCCUCAUCUCCUCCGAAUCCGGAUCCAUAACCCUCCGCCACGAAAAGGAAGGGGGAGGGAACUACGGCCAUCACGCAAGCAAAGCGGCGCUGAAUAUGGUGGGUAAGCUAUUGAGCUUGGAUCUUAAAGAGAAGGGGGUGAUUAUUAGUAUAUUACAUCCUGGGUUCAUGAGGACGGAAAUGACAAAGGGGGUGGGGUUUGAUAAGUAUUGGGAUGAUGGCGGUGCGGUUACACCAGACGAAGCAGCGAAGAGUCUUCUGGAGUGGACGGAGAAACUAGAUAUAAGUAAAACGGGGCAAUAUUGGGCACCGAGAGGGCCGAUCUUGUUUAUCGAAGCUCGCGCCCUCCUUGCCCAGCGGGUAACUAGACGCUGGCCAAAAAAGCGACUCGAAUCUGGAGUCAGACCCUCCUCCACAAUCACCACCUCAUCAGUCAGUCUCCUCAUCCAACCCAAACUCGAAUUUCGUAUCCGUAAUGAUAAUACCAUGUUCUCUGGCAUAGCCACUUGCGGCUUUGUAUAUCCUCAGAGCCAACUUCUCAAUCCUCUCGGCAUACUUGGCGCCAACGAUUUUCGCGGCCUCGGCGGGGGACAUAUUAUCGUCAUGCUCCCCGGCUUCGGCCUUUUUGCUAGGAGUAUGAAUCGGACCUUUUUUGAAUUUUCAGAAUUCUUGAAGGCUGGCCACCAUGGGCAUACCGUGGACGGUGCCUAUCCAUUGGUAUCAUUUCCAGCUGAGCAGGAUGGAGGCUUCGGCCAGGCAGAUUUUCAGGGCGCAGACCUGCCUGCAUGGAGUAGUUUUGGAGGAGGAGAGGAAAUGGGUUCGUAUACUGGAGGGAAGGUUGGGAGGAGUUCGACCAGUGGGCAGAUACGAGGACUAGGAGGCCUUUCGUUGGAAUGCCAUGGAGAGGAAGAGGAACCGCAUUAG